Molecule: messenger RNA, 735 nt
Organism: Sceloporus undulatus (fence lizard)
Lineage: Eukaryota; Metazoa; Chordata; Lepidosauria; Squamata; Phrynosomatidae
Gene: ELOB
Product: elongin B
Exons: 4
Coding region: 14-493 (159 amino acids)
Biological process (GO): transcription elongation by RNA polymerase II
Cellular component (GO): VCB complex; elongin complex
Molecular function (GO): protein binding
Source: RefSeq, a predicted model, not a curated record
UCUCCCUCGGCGCAUGCGCGGCGGCGGCGGCUGCUUCCCCAGGAAACCCGGCGUCGCGGUGCAUGCUGGGAUACAAGGGGUCUUGCUGCUUUUUCCUCUCUGGGGGCUCUGGGCUGAGGCUGCGGCGGCAGAGAUGGACGUCUUUCUAAUGAUCCGACGCCACAAGACGACCAUCUUCACAGACGCCAAGGAGUCCAGCACAGUGUAUGAGCUGAAAAGAAUUGUUGAGGGGAUUCUUAAGAGACCCCCAGAAGAGCAGAGAUUGUACAAGGAAGACCAGCUGUUGGAUGACACCAAAACUCUCGGAGACUGUGGCUUCACCAGUCAGACAGCACGACCCCAGGCCCCAGCAACAGUUGGCUUGGCCUUCAGAGCCAGUGAAGAUGCCUUUGAGCCCCUCCGCAUUGAUUCCUUCUCCAGCCCCCCAGAGCUCCCAGAUGUGAUGAAGCCCCAGGACUCCAGCAGCAGUGCAAAUGAGCAAGCAGUGCAGUGAGGCGCCGAGUGCAGCAUAGUGACCUGCAGUGGCCCUCUCCUCCUUCCCCCUCAUGCACCCUUCUUCUGUCCUUCAGUGUGGAGAGAGACAUGGCACUAUUCCUUCCCACCAGUCCAUGGUCCCCUUUUCCUCCAUCCCUCUAAGCAAGACUACACACACACCCAAACCCAUCCCCACACAUCAAGCAGAGCUCUGUUUUCACUUUGGUUUUGAAAACAAUAAAGGUUCAGCUGUUUUUUUCC